This is a messenger RNA of Phalaenopsis equestris, 1596 nucleotides long. RefSeq names its product BSD domain-containing protein C22A12.14c. The coding region runs from base 1 to 1362 and encodes 453 amino acids. The record is from RefSeq and is a predicted model, not a curated record. Gene Ontology annotation, cellular component: cytoplasm. NCBI's taxonomy places the organism in Eukaryota, Viridiplantae, Streptophyta, Magnoliopsida, Asparagales, Orchidaceae. The transcript is spliced from 2 exons.
AUGAAUUUCUUCAAAUCAGUGUUCUCGAGUGAUCCAGACCGUUCUGAUGCUUCCUCAGAUGAGGAACCCCCAUCCGCUGCACCCCAUAGUCGGCCAGACGACGAGAAAGGAGAGAUUGAAACUACUGCAGUGACGGUGGCCGAUUCCGAGCCGAGAGAUUAUUCUAAUCUUAAGCAGAAUACUCCAUGUCCGGUUUGGAAAAGGGAGCGGGGGGCGAUCCGGGAGGUCGCCGCCCGCGCUGUUCGCGAUCUACCGUCCUCGCUGGAGGUUGGCGCUUCGGUGGCACAGGAGUCUCUGGAGUCUGUUGGACAGGCCAUCGACGAUUUUGGUGGAUCCGUGUGGCGCGGAACGGCGGAGAUUAUCUCUGAGGGUAAGGAUGCUCUCCUCUCCGCUGACUCUGACGCCGAGACGCAUUCCUCCGAUCUCCAGAAUCCUGCCUCCGCGGCCGUCGCUGCGUCGGCAUCGAAGAGGUACAGCCGGUUUGAGGCACAGGUUUUGGCGAUGCAGUCAGAUCCCAAUACUUUUUCUGAGGAGCCGGAGGACGCAGAAGAUUUCCUCAAAUGGAUGUCUGAGUUCAAGCUGGAGGGGAAGGAGGAGGAGAUUGAGACUCUUUGCUAUGACAAUGGAACUCUAGAAGACCUUUUUGAGAAGCUCGUGCCUUCUGUUUUGGAUUAUGACACAUUCUGGACACGUUAUUUUUACAAGUUUUAUAAGCUCAAGCAGGCGGAGGAUGUCAGGGCCAAUUUCGUUAAGCGGGCAAUCUUGAGGGAGGACGAGGAGGAUUUGACCUGGGAGGUUGAUGACGAUGAUGCGGAGGGGAAGGAGGAGGAGCUGGCAGAGAAGGAUGGUGAAGACGAAAGAAAUGAAGAAAUUAAAGAAGAUGAUAAAGCAAAAACGGUAGACGGGGAAAGCAGUCAGGUAGAACAUGCAGUGGAGAGGAAGGAGAAGGUUGAUACCGAUGGAAUUCAAUUUGCGCAGGAGAAGAAACCUGAUGCGGUACCUGAAGAUUUGAUCUUGAAGUUUACUACUGCGACUGAUAAUGAAAUAGCGGCACCUUCUGUUGGAGCAGUGGAUGAUGCAGAACCAGCCAGCAAGGGAUUAACUACCAAGUCAGCUGAUAAGGUACUCCCGUAUGAAAAAUCUGAGCCUGCGGGAUCAUGCAAAGAUAGCGACAUAUCUAUCGUGUCAAGCCAGACCUCUAUGCCAGAGGAAGAAGAUCUUGGAUGGGAUGAGAUUGAGGAUCUUGGCGAGCACGAUGAGAAGAAAGUAGGUAGAACCAGUUCAACAACGAAUAGAGUGGAUCUCCACAAAAGAUUGGAAGAAGUCGAGGAUCUUACUUGGGAUAUUGAAGAUGAUGAUUAGCCUGCCGAUCCUUGAACAAGUAUACAAAAGAAGUUAAUUUUGAAGGUGAUGAUGGCAGGUGAAGCCUUGGUAUGUAGGUAUAAAAGCGUCUGCAUAACUUUGGCUUUCCUCUAUCUAUCUUAUGUCUCGCUCAUUUCUAGGUUUUAUACUGGAAAUUACCAUUCGAUUACAAUGUAAUUUUAAUGUGCAUAAUCAUCCUUGCUUCUUAAUAAAUUGAAUUUCAAGUAUCUUAUC